AUAUUUAACAUACACUCAAAAGUGUAAGCCUAUCGCACAGUUAGUCACAAAUUAAUUAAUAAUUAAGUGUUUGACUGACUAUCUGUCCGUCCAUUGCUAUAGUCAUAGAAAACUACUAUUAUUUUGAACACACAUCCCAUUCCUCUCACCCUUUCCUCACACACACCCAUUGAAAAUGUCUAUUAAUAAUACCGAUAGUAAUCAUUCAAAACCGCCAUCAUCGGUGUUGGCCAUUACCGAAUCGGAUGUCCAGCUAAUAAUGGCCAGUGGUGUACAUUUGGGUACACAAAAUCUUCAUCAUCAAAUGCAACAGUAUGUCUACAAACGUAUCGCGGAUACGGGUGUCCAUAUUAUACAUGUACGCCGAAUAUGGACGAAACUACAGUUGGCCGCCCGGGCUAUUGUGGCCGUCGAUAAUCCCGGUGAUGUAUGCGCCAUAUCCAGUCGAUUGUAUGGCCAACGAGCCGUACUGAAGUUUGCCCAACAUACCGGUGCCUGGCCAAUGGCCGGCCGUUUUACACCCGGAACGUUCACCAAUCAGAUACAGAAAAACUAUCGCGAACCGCUGUUGCUCGUAGUGGCCGACCCUCGAGCCGAUCAUCAGGCUAUUACCGAAUCGGCCUAUUGUAAUAUACCGGUCAUAGCUAUGUGCGAUACGGAUAGUCCGAUGCGUUACAUCGAUAUAGCCAUACCGUGUAAUAAUCGGUCGGUUCAGUCGGUUGGCGUAAUCUGGUGGCUACUGGCCCGUGAAGUCCUGCGUAUGCGCGGAUCGAUUGGCCGAUCGAUGCCCUGGAACGUAAUGGUCGACUUGUUUUUGUAUCGGGAAGCGGAAGAGCCGUCGGCAGUGGCCGACGGCGGUCCCGAUAAAGACCCGCUAGAGUUGCAUCAAUUGCUCGGUAACGACGGCGCUGAUGGCCGUAUGGAUGGACAACAUGAGAGGUCAACUGUUGGUGGUUUUGGCGGCACUGCUGACGGCGACCUAUGGUUUGAUAUUGACGGCACCCGCGGCCUUAAAGAUAUGGUUAUACACAACAGCGGCGGCAUUUCAUAUGGUAAUCAGCCGGCAGUGGCCAGCGGACAACUACCGAUUAAUACUACUAAUGGUGGCCAUCAUAAGCAGCAGCUGACAACCAAUAGAGAGCCAAUCAUAUCGGAGGACAACAACGAUUGGGGCGGCAAUACUGACCCGUCCGAUUGGACAUAAAUAUUAUUAGUCCCAUACUCACCCCACCCCUCCCCUACUCUACCCCCACACCCACUACAUAACACCCCUAAACUCUGGAUUAUUAAAUGMGAAAAUUAAAUACUGAUUACAAGUUUUUUUUUUUUGAAUAUAUGUUUUGUUUUGUUAAU
This is a messenger RNA of Oppia nitens, 1353 nucleotides long. RefSeq names its product 40S ribosomal protein SA-like. Gene Ontology annotation, cellular component: 90S preribosome; cytosolic small ribosomal subunit; ribosome. Bases 176 to 1204 code for a protein of 342 amino acids. The transcript has a single exon. Gene Ontology annotation, molecular function: structural constituent of ribosome. The record is from RefSeq and is a predicted model, not a curated record. Gene Ontology annotation, biological process: cytoplasmic translation; ribosomal small subunit assembly. Lineage: Eukaryota; Metazoa; Arthropoda; Arachnida; Sarcoptiformes; Oppiidae.